Danio aesculapii is the source of this 4909-nucleotide messenger RNA. RefSeq lists its product as uncharacterized. The coding region runs from base 187 to 3534 and encodes 1115 amino acids. The record is from RefSeq and is a predicted model, not a curated record. Gene Ontology annotation, molecular function: telomeric repeat DNA binding. Gene Ontology annotation, cellular component: shelterin complex. Gene Ontology annotation, biological process: telomere capping; regulation of telomere maintenance via telomere lengthening. The transcript is spliced from 20 exons. NCBI's taxonomy places the organism in Eukaryota, Metazoa, Chordata, Actinopteri, Cypriniformes, Danionidae.
AAAGCGGAUUAGACCGGAAUCUGUGUCGUUCAGUCCAGUGUUUUGAAACCUGCGAAAUGGACAGGUGGAAAACGCGUCGAAAUGAAAAAGUAUUCCUCCUCAUAGCGCGUUUCCUCUGAAUUAUGUCAGUCGACUGCUGAAUAUAUUCAUUUAGAGUUAGCUUAAACUUGAUUGAAGUUGUAAACAAUGGAAGCGCUGUGGACCAACAAAAUCGAAGACCCACUGUCACUGAUGAGCUUCAUAAUUCCUCCAUUGAGGUUACUGUCCGCGGCCAUGUGGCAGGUGACUGAGCGCAGACAGGUGAAGCAUUAUGGGAUGCUGGAGGAGUUUGUGAGCCUAGUAACAGAGACCAUACCAGAGCUUCUAAAUCACCACCAAAGAGCCCAGCUGAUACUUGGCUUAAGAGCGAGGCAUCUUCUGGAGCUCUGUCGAGGUAAACAUCAGGGAAGUCUGAAAGAGAUUCAACCUCACCUGAAGCGAUUAUGCCGUCCUCGGGUCAACAAAGAGUUUGCUGAUAAAGACAUGGAGGAAUCUGAGGCAUGUUUUUUGGACCUCGUCCGGACACUUAUCAGCAACCCCAAAGAGAAAGAGCAUUACUUCCAGAAUGUUUUCCCGGAAGAAUAUGGACCCAAGUUUGACAAAAACCUGCAUGCGCUGAUGGAAGAUUUCCUCCUGAAACUGGAUCGCAUGGUGUCUGUCCCAGAUCUUUCAGAGACAGUCUCUUGGCUCAGGACAUGUCCGUCUCUUUUGGACGAUUGCAUUGAUUCAGUUUCAGUCCCAAAGGAAAUGAAGAGUCUUCUUGAACACCACACAGCUAAAGAAAAUCUUCAAGACAGUGAGUGCAACAACUGUACGUUUUCAUCUCAGUCCCUCCCACCGCUGGUUCGAGUCGUCAUUUCCAGCGAUCACACUGAAUCUGGAGACCCGUCUGAUUUAAAUGGUCAAGACAAAGACGAUGGACACGCUUCUAAAACCUCGUCUGAUGGCUGGACGGUUAAAAAGAUCAUAUUAAAAACUGAGACGGAGGAAAGAGAGCACGAAGAGGACAAUGAUCAAAACUGGCCCAUCACGGGAGCCAAUUCCACAGGAAAGAGGGACGACUAUGAUGACGGCUCUCUUGGGGAAGAGCUGAACCAGACGCAGAGCACAAAGUACUCCAAAAGAUCAUUGAAAAGGAAAAGAGAUGAGAGUGCAGACACGUCCAGAGAAUACACAUUUAUCAAUCAUUUGGGGGCAUACACAGAGGAGUCUGCCUACCAGAGCUCUGAUGCUUCAAAAGUCCCCUGGACCGAGGAAGAAACGUUCGGCCUUAUUGAUAUAUGGGGAAAAGACAGCGUCCAGCGGAGCCUGAAGGACUGCGCUCGCAACCGCCACAUAUUUAACCUCAUCUCUAAGAAGAUGUUUGAGAAAGGCUUCACCAGAACAGCAGAGCAGUGCCACACCAGAAUAAAACGCUUGAAAAUGAGCUUUCGACAGUACCACGAUAGCAUUGUGAGAGGAGAGAAGGCGGAUUGGAAGUUCUACGAUGUUCUGGAGAAAAUUCUCUGCGGUAAAGAUUCUGCAGAACAGGAAGACAAUAAUAAUGACGUCAGUGUUCCAGAGGACUCUUCAGUGCAGCAGGCAGAAGAUGACACUGACUGGGAAGCUCUUAGUCACGCUGGACUCGAUGGCACCAAGAAUAUCUCCUGGACAGACCUGGAGACGCAAACGCUCAUCAGGAUCUGGGGAGAGGACAAAACGCAGCGAGAGCUGAGAGGGGUUCUCCAGAACGGACACAUCUUUGCCAUGAUCUCCAAAAAGAUGUCAACUCACGGCUACAUCCGGACAGCAGAGCAGUGUCAGAGUCGAGUAAAGAGACUGAAGUUGUGCUUUAAACAGGCGCAUGAGAGUAAAAAUACUGAGGGCAAAGAACAAGCAGAGUUUAAAUUCUAUAAACAGAUGGAGAGAAUCAUGGCUAAUGAAGAACCAUGUUCAUCGCAGAUCAAAGAGGAGGAGUCAGCUGAUAUUGAAUACCAGGUGUACAAGUAUCAAGAAAUAGAAACAGCAAUGAACUGUAUGGAUGAUAGAAAGAAGGUGGCCUGGUCUGAUGCCGAAACGCUGAUUCUCCUUCAGUUAUGGGGCGAUGAGCAGGUCCAGCAGAACCUUCAGCGCUGCCCUCACAAUGGCCACAUCUACUCUGACAUAUCAGAGAAGCUGAACACACACGGAUACCUGCGCACCGCUGAGCAAUGCCACACCAGAAUCAAACGACUCAAGAUCAGCUACCGGCAGUGCAGGGACAGCAUCGGUUCACCUGAAGCUGAACGAGUAGAGUUCAAGUUUUAUGAUCUGAUGGAAGAUAUUUUUCAAAGAAAUGCAUCGUCGAAAGCGUCUGGAGAUAAUGAAGAAGACAACGGCAUCAAAUCAGAAUCCCAAGGCAGCAGUGCAGACCAGACAACGUCAUGGUCAGAGUCUGAAACUGUGGCUCUAAUAGACAUUUGGGCAGAUGAUGAGGGGCAGGAAGCCCUGAGGGCAUCCGUUCAUAACAGCCACGUGUUUGCUGAUAUAGCAGAGAAACUGAACAGUCAGGGAUUCUUCAAAACACCAGAGCAGUGCAGAUGGAAGAUCAAGAACCUGAGCAAGAAUUUCCGCCAGUGUUACGAAAGAAAAAAAUGUGGCAAAGAGAUUGUAGAUUGCAAGUACUAUGAUAAACUGGAGCAGGUUCUGGGUGAUGAGGCCUUUUCCAUGGAUGUCUUUGAAGAAAAUGACCAGGAUGCAGAAUACCAGCAGACAGCCAUGGUAGCCGUAUCUGAAUCGGGCAGGAAAAUGACCUGGUCAGACCGGGAGACACAGGCCCUGCUGGAGAUCUGGGGUGAUGACCGUGUGCAGCACAGCCUCAUGUCCUGCCCUAAAAACAGGCACAUCUACAAAUAUAUUUCAAAGAGAAUGAUUGCAUUGGGUUUCAACAGAACAGGUGUGCAGUGCCACUCGCGCAUCAAAAGACUCAAGUCCCAGUUCUACUACGAUGGCAGGGAGGAGUGUAAAUUUUAUGAUCAACUGGAAAAGAUUCUUUUAAAGGACAGAACGUCUGAUGACAAGGAGAUCAGUGAGCUGGAAUCCAUAACUGAUUCGGAUUCAGACUCCCUCGCUCUCUCCAAACCUCUCACCGUGGACGGGCCAAAGCUGGCGUGGGGUGAUAGUGAGACACACACUCUUAUAUCCAUAUGGGGCAGCGAUGGCAUCCAGGAGAGGCUGAAAGGCUGCGUCAAACGUAAACCUGUUUUCCAGCAGAUCGCGUUGAUUAUGGCUGAGAAAGGCUACAGCAGGACUGAUGAACAGUGUCGCUCCAGGAUCAAAAGACUGAAGGCCAGUUACCGCCAACACCUUGAUAAUUACAGGAAUGAAGGUGAGCAGGUGGAGUGGAAGUUCUACAAACAGUUAAAUAAAAUAUUCAAGAAAUACCCUCUAGAUGAUACGGAGACAACAGUUCAGGAGACAAAGGCAGUUUGGAGGAAAAACCCAAGCAGGUCUGCAAAAGCACAGAGCUCAGACUGACGAUGCUGAACUAAUGCAUCUGAAUGACAUCUGGAGACAGAGCAAGACAUUCUUCUGAAUAUCUGAGCCAAUGAGACGGUGUAAACAGAGGGUGUUUUCUAUCAUGUGGACUGUGGAGAAUGGAGUAAGAACACACUCAAUCAACAGACAUACAGAAACGUGCACACUGACCCUGCAUAGCUCUACAUAUUAAGGACAUUUGUCUAAUGGUGCUGUCUCAGAGGGUCACGUGGUUAAAUUUAGAGAUCUACUGAACUAAAGAGGAUAUGCAUGAUGUUACUAUAGAAGUGACUGCCACUACGCCCACUGAGUAGUAAAAAGACUCAGCGGCAGCAUUGGUGUAGUGCAAAAUAAGCAAAGACAUGGUUAAAAUGAGGAAAAGUUGUCGACUAUGAAUUCAACUAGAAUUUGGAGCUAUUAUUUCACAGACUGCUAACCCACUAAGCAAUUUUGUGUUUAAAAGACAUCCAAAAAUAGAUGUCAUGGCUAAAACAAGGAUACACUUAGACUGUCAGUUAAAAUCUAAUAAACAAUAGACCAAAACCAGUACACAGGAAUGGAUGACAACAAGUGAAGUCUGUUUAUUCUGUGUAUUUGAUGACUAGUCUGUUUUUGGACUAUUGUUAGAUGUCUAUUAGAUUCUCACUGACAGCUCAGAUUUAGCCUUGUUUUAGUUAAUACGUCUAUUAUUUAAACAAACAAACAAACAAAAAAGCUUGCUGUGGAAAAAAACACUGAAAUGUGAAGUAAAUAGCUGCCUACUAGUCAUUUUACUGAAUGUUUUGCCAUUCUUUUAGUCUGAACGGCAGCGCAUGUCUAUUAAAGAGAACGUGGUUUUUUUAAUGCAUCCAUAAUUCAAGAUCUCACUGAAGUAACAGGAAUUAAACGAUUUGCGUUUGAAAGCAAUUUCUUUCAUUGGAUUCAAUCAAUCUUUAUCUUCUUGUUUCAGACCUUUUCUGCCAUCCGAGUGCAUAAUCGUUCAUAAAAAUUCCUAUAUUGUAUAUUUGUAUCAUAAAACAAAUCAGGAAACACUGAAGAAAUGCCAUUUGGCAGGAAAGAAUCAGCUUUUAAAGUACGUUUGCUAGAUGUUACAAAUUUUAAUAUAUACAUUAUACAAAUGUUACGUCACUGUUACACAGGAUAAUGCCAAAGCUCAUUGCUCACAUCGUCAUCUCUUUUUAAGAGUAUAUCUAAUGUGUACUGGCAUGAGCCAAUUGUAUAUAACAAUACAAUGCAUUCUCAAUGAUGGAAAAGUGAACAGUAUUAUAGUUGUGCCAGACAAAUAAUGCUUCAAGACAAACAUUAACAAUGGUUUAAAUCCAACACUGCUUUGUUUAGGGAUUUUACUGUGCAAUAAACAGAUUAUUUAUUUCUA